CGUCGGUUCUCCUUUCCACAACUACCACGCCACGCUGCGCUGCGCCCGAUCGACGACGACGACGACGACGACGACGACGACGACCUCCUGCUAAAGAGCGCGCAUACAGCCCCCCGUUUCUACCUCGUACUCCUCACCACCACCACCACCACCACUCCCUCCCUACUCCUCGACAGCGCCACAUCGCUGUUCCCCCUCGCGCCGCCAUGGGCCUCUCCUUUGGCAAAUACGACGAGGUCUGUAAUACCGUUCCCCUCGUCGUCUGUCCCCUCCUUGGCCCCUCUUCCCUCGGCCUCGAGUCACAAUGCUAUUCUCGCAACGUAGAGAUCAACAGCACCGUCAUCUUCCAGCCGGCCACCUGCUUCAUCCACAUCGCCGCCUUAGUCAUGAGCGCGAUCAUGGUGUACCACAUCCGGUCCAAAUACACCGCAGUGGGGAGAAAGGAGAUUGUCCUCUUCUUCUACCUCUAUGCGCUUAGCGAGAUUCUGGCCAUCUUCCUGGACUCGGCGAUUAUUCCUACCUACUCUCAGGCUUACCUGUAUAUUACGGCCAUUUACGUGGGACUGGGGACGAGCAUCUUUUGGAGUCUGUUGGUCAAUGGGUUUGUGGGAUUCCAGCUGUGGGAAGAUGGGACGCCCAAGUCGCUAUGGUUUUUGCGCAUCUCGUCGCUCGUCCUCUUUGUCGUCGGGUUCGUCAUCUCGAUUUGCACUUUCAAGGGAAUUGGAGGGAUGAGCCCUACGAAGCAGGUGGGACUCUGGGUGAUCGACCUCCUCUUCCCCGUCAUCUGCGUAGCAAUCUACGUAGGCUCACAGGUGCUCCUCGUCCUCCGCACCCUCGACGACCGCUGGCCGUUGGGUGACAUCGCAUUCGGUGUCCUCGCCUUCGUAGCCGCUUGCGUCCUCAUGUUCGGCUUCUCGACGGAGAUCUGCCAGGGCGUCAAGCAUUACAUCGACGGCACUUUCUUCGGAGUGCUCUGCCUCCUCUUUGCCGUCAUGAUGGUGUACAAGUAUUGGGACUCGAUUACAAGAGAGGACCUGGAGUUCUCCGUCGGCUCAAAGCAGACGGCAUGGGAGGUCAAGGACCCGCUCCUGGGCAGCAGGGAAGGAAUGGGAGACGACGUAGUGACUGCUACGGCUUCUUCUGCGACGCACGACUCGUCCAGCGGCGGGAACGGAGGCUACGGCGCCGGAAAGAAUGGUGGCCUCUCAGCGCCCUAUGGCGGCGGCGGUGCGUCGAAUGGGAGACUAGCGCCGGGCAUGGGAAUGGGAAUGGGAAUGGGAAUGGGCCCCAAGGGUGGGAACGGAGGUGCAGGCGGAUACCCGCCGAGUGGCGGGUACGGGGGCAGCAGCUACUAGAAAGGGCGCAAAGAUGAGCGCGACACGCUGCCACCCCUCAUCUUCUUCUACAACGGACUAUCCACGCCGACCGCCUCUUACCCCCUUGGUCGCUCGAGGUCAUGCAUUCACUCGAUUCCACACACGCGACUCUCGCCCCUCCCCCCAACCCCUCCUCAUAUGCCGCCGAGGCGUAUCUUGAUAUCUUCCUGUGUCGAUUGCUUGUCUCAUACACUGUCUCUCCGCCUCUUGUGCUCCUCUCAAUGAACGAUGAACACGGCCUUCAUUACCGCCGCCACAGGAUGCAAGGC
Messenger RNA from Jaminaea rosea, 1645 nucleotides. RefSeq lists its product as hypothetical. The record is from RefSeq and is a predicted model, not a curated record. The transcript is spliced from 3 exons. Lineage: Eukaryota; Fungi; Basidiomycota; Exobasidiomycetes; Microstromatales. Gene Ontology annotation, biological process: protein folding. The coding region runs from base 207 to 1355 and encodes 382 amino acids. Gene Ontology annotation, cellular component: endoplasmic reticulum membrane.